CGGUCCGCCCCUCCUCUCCCAGCCUCCUCUCUCCCGGAAGUUGAUGCCCGACUCCGGAUCGCGUGCUGCCUGCCAGGGGUGUCGCCUUUGAGAGCUGGACGGCUGGCCUCGCGAAAGGAUCAACAUGCCUUUGGCUAGAGAUUUACUACAUCCGUCCUUGGAAGAGGAAAAGAAAAAACAUAAAAAGAAACGACUAGUUCAAAGUCCAAAUUCUUAUUUUAUGGAUGUAAAAUGUCCAGGUUGCUACAAGAUCACCACGGUUUUCAGCCACGCUCAGACAGUGGUUCUCUGCGUAGGUUGUUCCACAGUGUUGUGCCAGCCGACGGGAGGAAAGGCUAGACUCACAGAAGGGUGUUCUUUUAGAAGAAAGCAACACUAAUGAUCGACACAGCUUCCUGAAUUGUGUUAUCACAGAAAGCCUUAUCAGUUCAGUAAUUCUACUUAAUCUACCAAGAUAAUGUAAUUACAUUUAAUUUUGUAAGUAUACAACAAUGAUUUCCUAUUUUGGUGUCAGCUUUUCAAUAAAGUUUUGAUUAUGGGAAAAUU
Molecule: messenger RNA, 546 nt
Organism: Phyllostomus discolor (pale spear-nosed bat)
Lineage: Eukaryota; Metazoa; Chordata; Mammalia; Chiroptera; Phyllostomidae
Gene: RPS27L
Product: ribosomal protein S27 like
Exons: 4
Coding region: 125-379 (84 amino acids)
Biological process (GO): ribosomal small subunit assembly; translation
Cellular component (GO): cytosolic small ribosomal subunit; ribosome
Molecular function (GO): structural constituent of ribosome; RNA binding
Source: RefSeq, a predicted model, not a curated record